Messenger RNA from Bombus impatiens (common eastern bumble bee), 698 nucleotides. RefSeq lists its product as uncharacterized. The record is from RefSeq and is a predicted model, not a curated record. Lineage: Eukaryota; Metazoa; Arthropoda; Insecta; Hymenoptera; Apidae. The transcript is spliced from 2 exons. Bases 162 to 497 code for a protein of 111 amino acids.
GAGCAAUAGACUAUAAAUUUGAUUGCGUUCGCGGUAAAUAGAUAGUAUCUUCCGCUCAGCAUUCUGUCCCAUCCUACUUUUUUUCAUAUAAAAACAAACUAAUAUUCUUUCUUAAUUGUUAUCAACAUCAUUUUGCGAGUUAUCUCUGUAUCAUACAAAAAAUGAUUCGUAUAAAAGUAUGCGUACAAUUAUUUUGGUUCUUUUUGAUCCUGCAGACAACAAAGUCGAAGAAAGAAGAUUAUGAAGUGGAGUUGGUGCAAGUUGUGUUUAGACAUGGUGAUCGAACACCAACUAAAUCAGAAUUAUAUAAAAAGUUAGCCUAUAAUCCUAUUUACGACUCGCUUGGUUAUGGUCAGUUAACCGAGGUAAGUACAUAUUAUAUUCUAAUAAUUCAUAAAGUGACUUUUUCGAUGAAAUAUAGUAAUAUAGUAAUAGAUUUUUUAUUUUUAUGCUUUUUCUUUAUCUACGUAAGGUACGAUUUCUGGAAACUAAUUUAGAUAUUGUAAUUUGAAUUCAACUUUAGCCGUACGUAAAGUACAGCAAAGUACUGGAAAAGUAUUUCUGUUUCUUGCGGAAAAUCAUUUCAACGAGUGGAAUCUUCUCUUAAAAGUCUCGCGAUUUAUUGCUAUGUCGUAUAUAUUAUAUACAUUAUGUACUUCCUUCUCACUUAUCACCUUAUUAUAAAGGUAUAAUUAUAU